Molecule: messenger RNA, 498 nt
Organism: Thrips palmi
Lineage: Eukaryota; Metazoa; Arthropoda; Insecta; Thysanoptera; Thripidae
Exons: 3
Coding region: 1-498 (165 amino acids)
Source: RefSeq, a predicted model, not a curated record
AUGACCGUCAAGCGGUUCCUCAUCUGCUCCGAAAACGACACUUCGUGGGGGCAGAACAGCAGCAGCCUACGGUUCGGCCACUUCAACCCGGCCAAGCCGUACGCGCCGCAAAUCGUCACCGGCACCUUCGCGGUCCCCUUCGACUUGGACGACAGCUUCUGGAUCAGCGCCAGAAUUGCCAAGCGUGCCAACAACCAGUGGAAGAAGAACUACUUCGUGUUGAACCGCUUCCCCGUGGGUUUUUGCUCCACGGCAAGAUCGAACAUCCCCGACUGCUUCGCCAAACUGUUCAAGCCCAAGAGCAUGACUGGGCACUGCAGCAUUCCCAAGGGUGCGUACAACUUAGACCACGAGUCUAUCCACUGGUGCCUGGCCAACUAUCCAACGAUGCCCUACGGAAGCUACUUGAUGAGUCUCACGGGGCAGCAGCUUGUCAACGGCGUCGCCGGCAACACGUUCCAGCUCUGCACCGAAUUCGACAUGACGCCGCAGCCCUAG